AUGGACAUCCCUAAGAUUUUGGAGCACAUUAAUGACCUUCACCAAAACGCUUCUGAGAGAAAUGAGUUUAUUCACUUCACCGAAGAUUUGCGAACUUUACUAUCAGAAUCUUCCAAAAAAUCCUUAUUGACCUGCUCAACACCUGAGAUUACCACCAAUAGCAUGAUUGCUAAGCUCAAUAACCUUCUCCCCAAAACAGCUCAGCAUCAAGAGAUCAGCCUCUUCAAUUUAUUAGCAAAACACGCAAAUUCUGCUAAACUCAGCUUAAAUAUCCCGACAACCCUAAUCAGGAUAGAGCACCUGCCCGAACUAUAUAUGAUACAAACCAAAAGGGAAAAAAUUGUUUUGGCAAAGGAAUGCACACUUGCGGAAUUUUUAAGCAUGACUACAGCUAAAAAUGACUCGAAUUUCCCAACUUUUUGUUAUAAAAUCCCUGGGAAAGAAGUUGUGGCUACUUUUUCAGCAGAAUCUGCUGAAAGAUUGUGAAAUUCUUCUGAAGAUCAUGCAAUAUUGCAGUAUUUCAUACAGAGCAAGACGAAUCCAGCCACAAUUACAAGGGUUUUGUGGAGGCGAGGGAUGAAAAAUAAGUAUUUUACUAUAACAAACCGCAAAAAAGUUUCAAGGAAACUCAAGAAAAGUGUUACCAUUGCUGCUGGGCUCGCUUUUAGAAGAAAUAAGCUUAUGAAUAACCUUGAAGAUUAUAAAAACGCUGGAAUGAUGAACUCAGUGUCUCAGUCCGCUGGCUGUCCUUUUAGACCAGGCCCGAAAACGCCUUUAAGCCGAAAAUUUUUGACCAUGACCGAAAAAUCCCAUAGUGGCCGAGACGAGUCAAAUUUUGUGAGGUCUUUUUCUACUGCUGUAUCAAAAUAUAUAUUCUUUAUAAAAUAAAUAUUUUAUUUAAAAAACUAUAUACAUAAAAUGGCGUAUGGCGACCGACCCACCCUCUCAGUGGUGGUUACCCAUGUAUAUCCGGGCAUGGUUUUUGGAGCCAGGAAUUAGCCCAACAACGUCUGGGACCUCGAAGCGAGAGGCCUAAGCGCGAGAGCCGCUGUUUUUGCGACCAGAUCCAUGGGCAGUUAUUCGUGACUUUCUUUUUGCCAGCAGCGCUCAGCCCAGUGAGUGCCCGAAAUGAGGCAGGGCGACUUACCUGCCUAAGCUGCUUUAGUGGCUCGCCCCGAAUGGCGAAAGCUGUUGAGUUCUUUCUCGGGAUGACCGGAAAAGAGGGGAGGCGAGUUAGACACCAAAACGGGGGUCUCUCCAGUUGAAAAGGUGCCCUUCAAUGGGCAGAUCUGGCGGACGACGAAGCGGAGUUGGCGUAAACUUAGGCGACGAUCCAAGUUGGAAAUGGAGGUGGUCAGCAAAGCCGGUAUGAGACGGCCCUUGACAAUACCUCUACCGAGAAACCGGGGGUUUCGGCCGGGCUUGGUGAACGCUCUGCCACCACACGGGAAACCGUGGCAUGCGACCUCGGACGUAGUAGGGACCUUAAAUACCCAGCGUAAUCUUAAUCUUAAUCUUAUUUAAAAAACUAUUAUUUAAUAUAAUGAAGAUAAUAAAAAUAAGCAUAAAAGACUAUGACGGGUAUGAUCCAACUGCCUCUACUGAUACUUCAAGCCAAGAAGACCACAAUAAAGAAUUUAUAGUUUUCACUAAAGAUGUAGAUAGCUGCUAUGCCAUUGAAAACUAUUCGAGAAUUGCUGAAAUCGAGCUUAUGGUGGACCAAAUAGUGGAGUUUUUAAAUUUAGAAGUGCUUAAACACCAUGGACUAAAAGGAGUCGUCCUUGAUUUUGUGAAGGACAAACACAAUAAUUGAUUUUUAUUAGACUGCAAAGAACAUUUUGUUGACUAUUGCUAAAUUAAUUUAUUUUUUUAGCUUAUAUGGACUUUUAGUCUAAAAAUCCUUAUUUAGCUUCAGGCUGCAGCAAGAUCUCAAAAGAAAUUAUGACUAUAUGAUUCCCAUCGAUUUUGAGAAAUCAAAAAGAAAAACAGUCAUCGAAAAAUGCAGAACUCCUGAGCAGCUUGAAAGAUCUGCCUCAUGUGUACACAGUAGCGAAUCAGAACUAAGGCGGCAAGACUCUCUUCUCAAUGAAGGCUACCUCCACGAAAUAAAAGAAGAAGACACCCAAUUAUCCUGCCCCUUCAAAAUCCGGACAAAACCGAAAAAAAUAGAGCACGAUCCUGUAUCCGAAAAAGACUUAAUGGAAAGACUUAACAAAGUCAACGCAAAAAUUGAUAGACUUAACGCCCAAAAAUCACCUGCAAGACUAAGCCCUAUAAAUAGAGAAGAAAGCAUCCAGGAUUAUUUAAACAGCUAUAACUAUUUAAAAUGCCCAAUGAGGGAGCCUACAAGUGCAAGCCCUAUUUCGCCAAGACUUGUCCAGUCAAAAUCCACGACCCAUUUAGACCGCCUUAUACAUGAUGAUAAGAGGCUGCUUUAUUCCAGAAAAGUUUUUAAAGACGUAGUCGAUAAUUUUGAUGAAAUGGCUCUGAAUGUAAAAAUUGCGAAAAUUAAAGAGCAAAAUAUUAUUGAUAAAUAUGGAGGGAUUGAUUUUUGGAACAAGUUUAUUGUGUCGUUGUAUAAUAAGGUGCUAGCGAGCGAUAUAUUAAAUAAACACUUCAAAAAUUCAAAGCUAGAAAGCUUUGAAAUGAUUGUGGCGGGGAUGUUCAAGAUAUUGAAUGCUAGCUCUAUGAGAAUAAAAUAGUAUCGAAGUCCUUAUAAGUAGCUGAUAAGGGCUGAAGAUUGAGGGAAACUCUUAAGUUGAUUGGAACAACUCAGAUUGGUAAAAAAAUGAGAGUUAGCAAAUUAGUCUCUUUCCAAUCCUGUCUAAUUAUAAGAAUUUCCUAUAAUUUGUUUUUUUGAAAAUUUAUAUAUAUUUUUACUAUGAUAAUAAUUUUAACUUCAGAGGAUCAUAUUUUUGUAUAUAUUUUUAAUUAAAAUCAUAAAAAUAAUUAAUGGACUCAGGCGAAGCAGAAAAUCUUGAUUGAUUAUGGGUGAUUAAGGUGAAUUUAGAUUUCAGAAGAAAAAUUAGGGCAGCACACAUGACAAAAGGAAUAUUGGAGAAAGAAUUUUAUUGCUAUUGCGAUCUUUUUGAUAGCACAUUAUGCGAAUUUAAUCUUGAAGAAGACGAUAGACAAGGAAUAAGCUCACAAAUUAGAAAUAUGAAGAAUAUUAUAUGUAGGCAAGUGCAGCAGUAA
Messenger RNA from Blepharisma stoltei, 3195 nucleotides. NCBI's taxonomy places the organism in Eukaryota, Ciliophora, Heterotrichea, Heterotrichida, Blepharismidae. The record is from the annotation of a GenBank genome assembly.